CGAAAACAAAAGUAGUGGGAUCAUCGAUUCCGGGAGAAGGGAUAACAACGACGAGCGCAUCACAGCAUAACGUGAGUGCAGGUUAUAAUCGUGUCACAGCAAUACUGCGUAAAUUCAACCGUGUGUUGCUUUCGAGCGAAAUAAUGUCCGAUCAACUUCACGAUCAAUUCUGAACUGUGUACUCCUCUUUCCGAAAACGAAACAAAAAAAGAAGUAAGAAAAUAAUCACCCGAAAUGGCCGCAUUAGCGUUAGGUAUGGUUCGGUUGACGUCAUUAGGCCAAUCCUCUUCCGUCAAGCUGCUUUCGGUGGCACCGAGGCUGUACACAUCUGGCAAUGGGUUCAACCGAUACGUAUACAGCACACUAUCGACAUCGUGCCUGUACAACAGAGGUCGAUACGCUACGAUAAGCCAACCCGUCCCAACAUGGUACACCAGUGUGUCAUUGCGGUGCUUUACACAGGGUGACGCUUUGCGGCGGCUGCAAAAACCCACAAACGAACAGCAGCAGGAAAGCGACGAACCUACACCGGCCUCCACACCCGUACCGGAGAAACUUGGCCUCUUCGCUCGGUUCAAGAAGAUGUACAAGGAGUACUGGUACGUGCUUGUGCCCGUUCACUGUCUCACGUCGGUUAUGUGGUUCGGUGGCUUCUAUUACGCCUCGACCAGUGGUGUCGAUGUGAUUGCAAUCCUUGAAUCACUCGGUGUGUCCGAAACACUGAUUAACCCGGUGCGAGAUUCCAGCCUGGGCCAUAUAGCUGUUGCGUACCUGUUGUAUAAAAUAGCGACUCCGGCUCGAUACACAGUCACGCUUGGUGGCACAACGAUUUCCAUCAAGUAUCUGGAACAGUGGGGCUACAUCAAACCGAUGCCUUCUAAGGCGCGACUGGUACAGAUGUACAAGGACAAGAAGGAAAACAUCCAGGAUAAGAUAGCGGAAAAGAAGCAAGACUUUAAGGACCGCAAACAGCUGCUAACGGAAAAGAAGAACAACCUUAUGAGUGAUCUUAACAUCAAGGAUAAGGACGGCAAGGCAGCCGCAACAACGGCGACGACCACGAGUAGCGUAACCGACAACAAAUAGCGCGCGUCGUAACAUAUGCUUGCAAGACAAAAAAAAAAAACAUUGAAGCGGGUUGUCGUGGUGAUGGUUGCCUUUUUCUGUUGUUUUCCACCAUGCCAGCUUAUGAAGUGCGGUUGUGGAUAAAGCUAUCGCUGCAGGGCUCACAUUAGCGAGUUUCAAGCCUAGGUCUAGCGAUUGUGAAAACAUAAGUGCAAAUACACAUUUUGUCAAAC
Molecule: messenger RNA, 1298 nt
Organism: Anopheles moucheti
Lineage: Eukaryota; Metazoa; Arthropoda; Insecta; Diptera; Culicidae
Exons: 3
Coding region: 235-1086 (283 amino acids)
Cellular component (GO): mitochondrion
Source: RefSeq, a predicted model, not a curated record